CAAACUCUUAAAUAAAUGAAGUUAACCAUAUCAAAACCAAGUAAAAGUUUGGUAGAAAGCAGUUUGACUCAAAAACAAUGUGCGGCUGCACGCUCAUUGUCGCUGGUAAUUAGCAGAAGUGCCAUCACCUGGAAGUAUAAGAGGCAGCGUCUGUCUGAGGAAAGUGAACUGCUCAGUGGUGCCCAGAUGUCUUCCAGGUUUGGUCAGAGGAGGGCUGGAAGACGCCAGGAGUACUCAGACUCCUUUCUGCUGAGGGACCCCAGCCCCAACCCUCUGACUGAGCUCUCUCACAGCGCCUCCUGGUGGGCUGACAGGGAGGAGCACAGGGACCAAAGAGACUCACUCAGGGAGCAACUCAAAGAAAGUGAUGAGCAUGUGGCCAGGCUUCAGGACAUGCUGAGAUGUGAACGGGCCAAAUGCACCCGCCUGCAGCUGCGGUGUAACCAGCAGGACGCAGAGCUGAGGCGUCGAGAGCAGCACAGCAACAGACUGAAGGAGCGACUGUCACAGCUGACUGACAGACACAGAGAGAAAGGACCCUCCAUCGAGGUGCUGAACUUUCCACCUGGAGUUCGAGGCAAAAGAGAACAGCCAAGCAAAUCAUUCAGGCCUAGUGCAAAGAGAGAGGAGGCAACACUACGUCUGAUGUUGGAGCGCAGAGAAGCAGAGCUCAGAGAGGCGAUGAAGCUGCGCCACAGCCUCACCACUUUACUCCAUGCACUCAGAGUCGACAUGGAGCAGACCUUGUCAGACACUGUGGAUGUUGAGGAUGAGGCCCAAAAUGAAGACAAAAGGUUGGAUGAAGCUGAGGUGGCGCUUGGUGACCAUGUGACAGGAGGUGUGGUUCAGAGUUGGAAACUGGUGCAGAGGAGACUGGGUGACGUCUUAUCUGAAGGCCACACUGUUGGUACUGACCAUGACAAGCUUCUGGCUCAACUAGAAACCGAACUGAAGGCGAGUCAACAGCUUGUCAAACUACAACAGCAACUGCUGCAGGAUAGCGUCGCAUCACCUGUCCCCUCUGAGCUGGCUGAUUCCUAUUUUUUGGAAGAGUGGGAGCGUCUUCAGGUGCGCUGGGCAGAGCUCGAUCAUCAGAGGCGGACUUUUGAAAGGGAGAGGCAGUCCUUCACUGAUGCUGCAAUACGACUGAGCCAUGAGCGUCGUGAUUUUGAGCAACAGAAGGCUUUUCUCCUGAAGCAGCAGUAUCUAUGUGACUCACCUCAAUUUGAUAAAGAAGCACAAAGCAGCAACAGACAAGAGAGCACUGCCCUCAAUUUCUCAGGUUUGGGGCCCAACAACAUCUCUGGCUGUCUUCCCAUUACUCCAUCGUCUACUGAGUCGGGGCCCGCUGCUGUUUCAGGAUUACAUCAGGGAGGAGUCAGAGUUCAAACCCCCAGCACUCCUGAGCUCUACUCUGCCCUCAACCUGUCAUACAACUGUCGGUUAGUGAAGACCAGAUUUUAUAGCAGAGAUGGUGAUCACCAGUCAGAGACAUGGGGUGUCGGAACAGACAGGAUGGUGCACCCACCUCAAGCUCCACACUUGGACUGGUCAUUUUAAUACCAUUUUUGAUGAUAGAUGGUGAUUAAAAACGAUCUUCCUGUUUGUUUGUUUUUGGUUUAAGUAAUAGACUAUUUUUAUCUGCUUUUAUUUUCCCACUUUGACGUGAUGCUAUUAAAUACAAUAAAAUUGAUUUUUGGCUUGUUAUGAACUAAUACUGCCAAUAAAUAAGCUGUCUUAUUAUGA
This is a messenger RNA of Thunnus maccoyii (southern bluefin tuna), 1746 nucleotides long. Its product is annotated as afadin- and alpha-actinin-binding protein B. The transcript is spliced from 13 exons. The record is from RefSeq and is a predicted model, not a curated record. Lineage: Eukaryota; Metazoa; Chordata; Actinopteri; Scombriformes; Scombridae. Bases 16 to 1560 code for a protein of 514 amino acids.